UCAACCAUUUGGCGCCGUUAUUAGUUAAAGAAGAACUAGAAUAAAAAUGGCACCUUUUUUCUAUGACCAUCGGCUCUGUUCUCUCGCUGCUGCUGCUGCUGUUUCCGUAUUACUUCGCUGUUUGUUCCAUUUCGUCUCGCUAGCUGUGACGACGCUUUUCUAGUUCGCAUCGCAGUAGACGCCGCUCCUCGCUGCUUCUCGUUUCUUGAUCUCCGUGAAGGAAGGAAUGACGAUGGACUGGGAGCCGUGGCAGGCGCUCCAGCGCAAGAGCAAUCACGUCGUCGUCAAGCUGCUCUUCCUCGCAAUCUUCGUCGUCCUCUCCUUCCGCCUUCUCUUCUCCCUCUUCGAUGAGUUCCGUCCCGUGCCCGUGUCCCCCGCCGACAUGGCUGCGCGAGAAGCGCCGGCGGAAUCCAUGGUGGCCGAUGUCCUCGGCCUUGGAGACGAUAUUAAUGGAAGAGCAUCAUCUACAAACUCCGGCUCAACCAUCAACGAAGAGCACGUUGUUUCUAAACAAGAUAGGUGUGAUCUUUUUACCGGGCAAUGGAUCCCAAAUCCUUCAGGCCCUAGAUACACCAAUGAAAGCUGCCGUUUUAUAGAGCCUCCUCAAAACUGUAUGAAGAAUGGGCGCCCUGACACAGAGUACCUAUUUUGGAGAUGGAAACCAAAUGAUUGUGAUGUCUCCCCAUUUGAUGCAAAGAGGUUUUUGGAUACUAUGAAGAACAAAAAUUGGGCACUAGUCGGCGAUUCAAUUCUUCGCAACCAAGUGCAGUCAUUGAUUUGUCUUCUUUCAAAGGUUGAAGAACCUGUCGAGGUCGACCAUGAUGAACAAUACAAAUCAAGAAGAUGGCACUUCCACUCGCACAACUUCAAUAUCUCACUCAUCUGGAGCCCGUUCCUUAUCAAAGCAGAAAUUUUUGAGAACGAUGAAGGCGUAUCGAAGUCUGAAAGUAGACUCCAUAUUGAUACUCUCGAUCACAAGUGGACAAGUCUGUAUAACAGCUUUGACUAUGUCGUCAUCUCCGGCGGGCAGUGGUUCCUAAAAUCUGCAAUUUACGUGGAGAACAACAAAGUAGUCGGCUGCCACUAUUGCCCUAAGCUAAAUUUAUCAGAAAUUAGUCUCGAGUAUGCUUAUAACAGAGUCCUUAAUGCUAUCUACAGUUUCAUCAAAACUUCCGAGCACAAACCAAUUGUUAUAUACAGGACAUGGACACCACAACACUUUGAACACGGUGAGUGGUUUAGUGGUGGGUUAUGUAACAGGACUGAACCGUACAAGGCAGUAGAAUCUGGUGGCAGAGAUGUCGACAACUUCAUGAGAGCAAUUGAGUUGAAUGCGUUCGCUAGGGCAGUGGCAGCUGAAGAUACGCGGAGCGGGGCGCGCUUGAAACUCUUGGACACUUUUCAACUGGCAGUGCUCAGGCCUGAUGCUCACCCUGGUCCUUACAGGGCAUUCCAUCCAUUUGAGCACGGAAAGACUGUGAAAGUUCAGUAUGACUGUCUGCAUUGGUGCUUGCCUGGAGCGAUCGAUGUUUGGAAUGAUCUGAUGAUAAAACUCGUAAUGGACAAGUAAAUCUCAUUGGCAGCUCCACUUUCAGCGAGCAUUUUACUACUCAGUUGUUGGGAUUGAAUUGCUGCAAAGCAUGACAGGAUUCUCAUCAAAUUAUUGCGGCAACAUCCCAUUCGAUUGUGGACAAUUAGUAUUGUGACCAAUGUGAUAAUUGUGAUGAUAUUUUCAUUGUAAAGUUUGUUUACUGAACAGAAAGUUCUAUCAUCUAUCUAUGUAUGCACACACACUCUUGCGGGGAUCGUGGAUAGCAGUUAUUUCAUGCCUUCUCUUA
Zingiber officinale is the source of this 1838-nucleotide messenger RNA. Its product is annotated as protein trichome birefringence-like 23. Bases 227 to 1570 code for a protein of 447 amino acids. The transcript is spliced from 4 exons. Gene Ontology annotation, molecular function: O-acetyltransferase activity. The record is from RefSeq and is a predicted model, not a curated record. Lineage: Eukaryota; Viridiplantae; Streptophyta; Magnoliopsida; Zingiberales; Zingiberaceae. Gene Ontology annotation, cellular component: Golgi apparatus.